AUAGGCGUUAAGACAGAGGCGUAUUCUCAGCGUGCUUGUUUUCAUUACGUCAUCGUAAAGCCAAUACCUCAAUCUUGCAUCGGCCUUCAGUUAGUCGAGACGAAUCUCUGAUGGAUGGUAGUUACCGUGUACGUGCUACGCCAAAAUAAGUGUAUAAAAAAAGAAAAUGUUGAAAGCGUGUUGGGAUUGCAUAGCAGGAGACCGGACGCACUCUGAAUCGCCUUACGGUACUCAAUUGACCGGGGAUAUACAUCGCGCACCGCCGUGGCCUCGACCGCGAAACGAAAAAGAAACAAUGUUGUUGUUACCAAAGAGCCUGGACUCUGAAGAUGAAGUAGUUGUGACUGGAAAUUUGGAAGGAGAUGCCAGAACUUUGACUAUUGGCUUAGUAACAGGUAUGAGUGAACCUGAUUAUCAAAAUGUAGCAUGCCAGUUAGAUGUGAAUUUCCCUUCCAACGGUGCAAACAACAUAGCAAUAAAAGUAAUACAAAAUGGCAACCAUGAACUUGUGAAUGAUGGCAAACCAGCUACUGACUACUUUAUUGAAGGUGAAGAAUUCAUAAUAAGAUUCAGAGUCAGAAAUGAAAAUUACAUAAGCAUUUAUGUUGGACCAUCGUUUCUGGAGCAAGUAGAAUUAAAACACAAUGUCAAUGACAUCAGAUUUCUAGCAGUAAAUGGAGAUGUAAAAAUAAAAAGUUUGAAUAUGAAUUUGCAUAAAAUGGUAUUUUCAAGUUUUCAUCUAUAAUUACCUAAUUUGAAAAGGACCUGCUACAUUCAACACAAUAUGUUGGGGAUGUCUUAUAAAUAAAGGAAAUUGUAGGUAGAAAAUAUUCACUACAAUAUAUUUUGUAGAUAUACAGAAUAUUGCAUUUUUAGAAGUAAUGAAAAGAUUUAAGUGUGCUGAAAAUUUAUUUUGUUAAUGAUGUUGCAAUUCCAAUGGUAAGAAAAUAUGUAAAUAUAUAUUUUUUUGUUAUUAUUGUAACAAGUACAUUUGAUAUGUACUUAUUGAUUACUCAAAUGUAAUGUAGAAUAAACCAGUAAAUUGUAAUGAGCAAAAA
Molecule: messenger RNA, 1058 nt
Organism: Manduca sexta (tobacco hornworm)
Lineage: Eukaryota; Metazoa; Arthropoda; Insecta; Lepidoptera; Sphingidae
Exons: 4
Coding region: 167-745 (192 amino acids)
Molecular function (GO): carbohydrate binding
Source: RefSeq, a predicted model, not a curated record